GAUUACAGAGUCUUGUGGCUGCAGAUCUGUUGUGGUAGACGUGGUAGUUUACGUGAUGUCAGAAGCUCAUCAGUAAAGGAAGCGUUCUUAACUCCAAACUUUAAUGAAGUUGUCGUAGUCUGAGUAAAAAUAAUAAAUAUGUUGGAUUUUGCAAUUUUUGCGGUCACAUUUGUUGUCAUCCUGGUCGGCGCAGUUUUGUAUUUGUAUCCGUCAAGCAGACGAGCCUCUGGGAUCCCAGGUCUUAACCCAACAGAGGAGAAGGAUGGAAAUCUGCAGGACAUUGUGAACAGGGGCAGCCUGCACGACUUCCUGGUCAGUCUGCACGACAGGUUUGGCCCCGUGGCGUCGUUUUGGUUUGGCCGCCGCCCCGUUGUCAGCCUUGGGUCAGUCGAUCUGCUGCAGCAGCACAUCAACCCCAACCGCACCACGGACUCUUUUGAGACCAUGCUGAAGUCGUUGCUGGGUUACCAGUCAGGACUGAGUGGGGAUGCGACUGAGGCUUUGAUGAGGAAGAAAGUGUGUGAGAACGCCAUCGACCGCACGCUGGAACACGGCUUUCCUGCGCUGCAGAAGCUGGUGGAGGAGCUGGCACAGAAGUGGCUGUCCUUUCCCCCCUCUCAGCACACCCCUCUCUGCGCACACCUGCUGGGAUUGGCCAUGAAGGCUGUCACUCAGCUCUCCAUGGGCAACCGUUUCCUCGAUGAUGCUGAGGUCCUCCGCUUCCGCAAGAACCAUGAAGUGAUCUGGUCGGAGAUGGGCAUGGGCUACAUGGAUGGGUCUCUGGAGAAGAGCUCCACCCGUAAGAAGCGUUACGAGGAAGCGCUGUCUGAGAUGGAGUCUGUGCUUAAGUCAGUGGUGAGCGAGAGGAAGGGUAUGACCUCCAGCCAAUCAGCAUUCAUGGACUCCCUGCUGAAGGCCAACCUCACAGAGAGACAGGUGAUGGAGGACAGCAUGGUGUUUACCCUAGCAGGAUGCGUCAUCACUGCUAACUUGUGCAUCUGGGCGGUGUAUUUCCUGUCGACGUCAGAGGAAGUGCAGGAGAAGUUGUACAGAGAACUGAAAACAGUCCUCGGGGAGGGGCCUAUUUCUCUGGACAAGAUCCCACAACUCACGUACUGCCGACAGGUUCUGAACGAGACGGUUCGUACUGCCAAACUGACGCCUGUCGCGGCCCGACUGCAGGAGGUGGAAGGGAAAGUUGGUCAGCAUGUAAUUCCCAAAGAGACCCUAGUGAUCUACGCCUUAGGCGUGGUCCUACAGGAUGCGGACACCUGGAAUCUUCCCUACAGAUUUGACCCAGAUCGAUUUGAGGAAGACGCAGCUAAAAGGAGCUUCUCCCUUCUUGGUUUCUCAGGGAACCAGGCCUGCCCGGAGCUUAGGUUUGCCUACACGGUGACUACUGUCCUUCUCAGCUCCUUGGUGCGCAAACUAAAGUUCCACCAGAUAAAGAGCCAGGUGAUUGAGGCCAGGUAUGAACUGGUGGCCACCCCUAAAGAUGACACCUGGAUCACUGUGAGCCGGAGGAGUUAACUCCAAGGUUGUCCCAUAUUUCAUUAAGAGAGGAAGACUGUGUUUGUCCUGACAUGCAUUUGUCCCUUCCAUGAUUUACAACCCAGGUGAUCAACUUCUUUGUAAAUGACACUGAAACAGUCCAGCUGGAAGUAAAUGAUGGACCCCAGUUUCAGGGCAAGAAAAGUAUUAGCUUGGCUCCUAAAUUUCUGUCCCAUUUAUCUGACCUCUUGUCUGAACAAUAACCUCAAUCUGACAUGAAAGUCUUACUCCACUUCUGUUCUACGAGGACAAGUGUGCUCAUCAUGGUGCAAGACAUAAUUGUUGUGGAAAUCGACACCUCUUCAACGCCAUUCCUUCUGACCUUAGCCUCAGUGCCCAGACCACCACGGUGUGAAAACAGUGGCUGUUAAUCGUCCCCCACCUUACUCUUUUGACAGAAUGGAAAUUACAUUUUGCUUUGUAAAUAAAAUUGCCUUCAACACUU
This is a messenger RNA of Conger conger (European conger), 1996 nucleotides long. RefSeq names its product cytochrome P450 20A1 (gene cyp20a1). The transcript is spliced from 13 exons. Lineage: Eukaryota; Metazoa; Chordata; Actinopteri; Anguilliformes; Congridae. The record is from RefSeq and is a predicted model, not a curated record. The coding region runs from base 139 to 1530 and encodes 463 amino acids. Gene Ontology annotation, cellular component: membrane. Gene Ontology annotation, molecular function: oxidoreductase activity, acting on paired donors, with incorporation or reduction of molecular oxygen; iron ion binding; monooxygenase activity.